ACAGCUCCUUGACGCGCGGAAAGGUAAGAACAAGGAACAAGGAAUUCCAAAGGCCCGGCUACCUCAGCAUCUCCCGCCAUUUCCCUCACGAGUUUCCCGGAUGUAACCCCUUCCCCCGCGGCGGUUAAAAGAGACCGAGCAACGGUGACUCCCUUUGAUACAGGAGGAAAGAACUUGAAUAUGGUCCAGCUUCUGCAGCCCACGGUUUCCGGCGACGCAAAAUUGCCUCCCACCUUGGAGGCCAUCGGGAGAAAUAAACUACCCAGUAGAUCUCCUUCACUUUCCACUCACCAUCAGUUCCAGCUUAUCGACCUCCGCCUCCAUGUUGAAUAGUUGACAUUCCUCAGACCGCGGCGGUGCUUAAGCCGCAAACCGUACUAGCACUGAGGGUCCCUAUUGGACAGCUGUCACUCAACGUCUCGCACUCAUUGGUUCCUCUGCUUCACUGGCGCCCGCCCAUUGGCGACUGGGUAACGCCCCUCCACAUGAAACACCUUCUCCAGUUGGGCAGAGACACAAAACGCUGCAGGAGGAUUGGCUGCUGUAUACUUUUUCUUUUCCAUUGGCUGCACCCUCAUCUCCACUUUCAAUUUCAUAGUUAGGGCUCCGCAGAGAAGAGCUUCCGAUUGGUACAACCGGAAGAAGAGCCAACCAAUGACACAGAAGCUUCCACAGGCAGCAUAGGGGACGUGACACACCUUCUUAGGUCUCCUGCUUCCCCUCCCCUUCGCUCCCGCCUUCCACUUAUUCAUACAAGAAGCGCCUCAGCUUUCAUUGGCCAGUGCCCGGUGACCUCUUAGCCAAUCACAAACCAGGCUGUGCCCCUACUCUACCCAGAGAGCGAAUCGUGGAGAGACGUCUGCUACCAUUGGUCCCUCCGUGAUAAGGUUUUAAUUUUGAAUCUUUCUUUACGGCGAAGGAGAGGCCACUACCCGGACUCCAUCUAAUCCCGGGCUCUUAGACUUUUUUUUCUACAGAAAUCAUGCCCAAGUUCAAGCAACGGAGAAGAAAGCUAAAAGCCAAAGCAAAAAGAUUAUUCAAAAAAAAAGAAGCCUCUAACUCUCAGCCCAAGCUAAUUAUACCUCCUCCUCCACCACCCUCACCAGAAAGAGUGAUUAUUCUUUCAGCAGAUACAGCCCUUAGCAGAAGCUUGCUUAGAUCAUCCUGGAAUUUCAGAUUUCCCAAUAUCAAAGAUACAGUAAAACUUUGGACAAAUAGAGUGUGGUCUAUAUACAAGUGGUGCCAGAACUGUAUGGCCCAGAGUUUAGAAGUAUUGAAAGAUACCAUCUUUCCAUCCCAUUUCUGCCACCGAGAACUUCACAAUCUAAGACAACAGUUUUGCAUUUUGGAAAGUGAAUUACACAAGCUCCAAGAAACAAUGAAGGCUGUCUUAGAAAAUUCUUCCUGCCCAAGCUGUGGUCAAAUGUGUCACAUAAGUGGUAAACUUACAAAUGUGCCUGCCUGUGUUCUGACCACCCCGGGAGAAUCUCAAGCUGUACUUCCUCCCUCGCUGCCACAGUCAGCCACCCAUCUUCCUCCUCUUCCACCUCCGCCUCCACCCCCUCCACCUCCUCCUCUGCCUCCACCUCCACUACCUAGGGCACCUUUGCUGCUCAGAAAAUUCGAUCACACUAAAGCACUUCAGGCUGGAUCAUUAAAAAAAGAUGGACCCAUGCAGAUAACAGUUGAAGAUCUACUCACUGUGAAAUUAAAGAAGACACAGUGUUUUGACGAAAAGAAGAAGUUUGCGCCAUCACCAAAAGCACGGUAUCCACUAGUUACUGUCUCUGACCUCCAGCGCGUCACCCUGAAGCCCAACUCCAAAAUGCUAUCAACUCGAGUUACAAAUGUCUUAAUUACCCCUGGUAAAAGCCAGAUAGAUCUGCGGAAACUACUUAGAAAAGUUGAUGUAGAGAGGAGCCCAGGUGGAACCCCCCUCACCAAUAAAGAAAAUAUGGAAACAGGAACUGGGCUGACUCCAGUAAUGACCCGGGCCUUGAGAAGAAAGUUUCAGAUGGCUCACCCUAGAAGCCCAACUCAAACUCUGCCACUUUCUACAAGUAGCUUUGAUGAACAAAACUGAUGCCAAGCUUGCCUGACUCCAUGUGAUGAUCCAUAAAAUAUACAGAUAAAACCACCCCAACCCUUUUUUAAUAUAGUAGGGUAUGUAUAAAUAAUUAUGCUAAUAUAUAUAAUUUCAUUUGAAGAAUUAAAGUAUUGCAACCCCCCAUACAUACUGUGAUAUAAAGUGGGUAUUGGGUAUUUUUUAGUUGGCAUGAUCAAUAAGAAAACAGAUGGGAAAAUGCAAUCCCCAGAGUGAUGUUUAUCCUGGAAUUACCCAAUUUAGGUUCGAAAGCUUGUUCAAAUUUAACUAGAUAACAAAUUUGUAUUCAAUAGGUACACUUAAGAUAUUAAGAAAAUAACCUGAUUUCCUUAAAAGUAAAAUAAAAUAAAAUAACCUGAUUUCCAUUCUUGCAUAUUCUCAGGUAAUUAAAAAGAAAAGUAUUUCAGCCUGUCAAGCUAAUACAUUCACUAAGUACUGUAGACUUGGGAUGCCUGGGUGACUUAGCGGUUGAGCAUCUGCUUUUGGCUCAGGGCGUGAUCCCCGGUGCGGGGAUCAAGUCCCGCAGUGGGCUCCUCAUAGAUAGCCUGCUUCUCCCUCUGCCUAUGUCUCUGCCUCUCUAUGUCUAUCAUGAAUAAAUAAAUGAAAUCUUACAAAAAAAAAAAAAGUACUGUAGAUUUGAUCAGUAAAAAUGGUCCUCUAGAUUUGAUUUGUUUACUGUAAACAGUUAAAAGAUAAGACCCUCCCCCAUCCCAACCCAAUUAUUUUCCAGAUGGAUUUGAAGUAAAAUAUCCAAUUUAACCAUAAAAAUUAGAAUGUAUCAUGUCUAGCAGCUAGAAAUGAUAUCCAGGUAGUCAUAUCUGGCUCUCUGAAGUCUGAUAUAUUUUUUUCUUUGAUAUUUGCUGUCCACAUUUGUGCAGCUAACUAUGAAUUUUAUGAGAAUCUCAACAUGAAGCUUGAAUUCCCACAGUGGUCUGCCAGGUAUUCAGAUAAUUCUGAAGUCCAUAGCAAAUCCUCUAUGAGACCUAAUUCCUAUCCUCAACAGCCUGUAGCUUCAAUCACUGUAAUAAUGCAUACCUCACUGAAUUUUUGUUCUUUGUUCUUUCCUGCCAGUCCAGACUUGCCAGAUUUAGCAAUUAUAAACAUAUGACGAUCAAAUUUGAAUUUCAGAUAAAAAACAAAUAACUUUUAAAUAUAAAUAUGUCCUAUUAAACAACAGAUAAAAAAAAAAAAAAACAGAUAGGGUUUUUUUAGUAUAAGUAUGUCCCAAAUAUUGCAUGGGAGUUAUAUAUUUAUACUAAAAAAUUAUUUAUCUAAAAUUCAAAUUUAACAGGACAUCCUAUAUUUUGGCUGGUUACCCUAUCAGUCAGUCCUCUACAAAGUUGCCAAGUAUUUAUGGGAACUCCCAGCUUGUCAGACAUGUCUACUUAGUGGUAGACACAAUUAUAGCUUCAGUCAGGAUCUCCAUUACUAAUGUGUUAAGUAUCAUAGAGGAAGGGGAACUCUGAUUAGGGUGAGUUCCUGUAACUGGAGGUGCAGUAUUAGCUUUGAUUCCCUGCAGUUCCAAGAAUAAGGAUCACAGAUGCACAUAGAUAGGAAAUAAGGUGUUUCAGAUUGUCACUGAACUUCCUAGCCUGAUAGGAAGCAGCUACACAGAUGACAUCCUUGAAAUAGCAUCAUUUUAGCAUAAGCUAAAAAAGAUAUUUUAGUAAUUUCCCAGAAGUGCCUAUAUCUCCACAGAUACAUAUUGCUUUGAGAUGCCAAAUAGAGUGUUGUGGAAAGUGAGCAGACUGGAAAGCAGACCUGGGGACCAUGUUUUGUUUUAUGAGACCCACAUUUAUAUUUAUAGACACAUUUAUGCAUGCAAAUUAUAGGUAAUAAAGUUAAGAAACAUACCUGCUUCUAGUUAAAAAAAAAAAAAAAAAAACACCUUCCUAGCUACAUUUAUAUUAUAUAAGGAUAAAGAAGAAAAAAAAAAAAAAGAAUAAAGGGAAUGAUCACUGAAAAUAAAACAUUUGAGUAUUUGUAACAAUGUUUUAUGGGACAUUUAUAAUGCUUAUUAUAUUAAUAAACCACCAUGUAUUGUCUCAAUUUAAAUGAUUUGAUGAUUUGAUCAUUGAAAAGUUCAUUAAAAAAUGCUCUAGAAAUCCUAUAUAUAAACAUUUAUAAAGCUGCUAUUGCCAUUGUACCAGUAUUAAAAUGUUUUUUAUCUUGUGUCUUUUACUAAUUUUUAUGACAGGUUUUAUACUGUACCCAUUUGAGAAUCCUGUAAAUGUUAUGGCUUCAUUUAACUGUUGUUAAUUAUAAACUUCCAAUGUUUAUUUUCAGACUGAAUAACAACCAGGCAAUAUAAACACCAAAGUACAUCUGGUUAUGUUUUUAAAUAAAGCAAUAAAAAACCUUU
Canis lupus familiaris (dog) is the source of this 4466-nucleotide messenger RNA. It is a transcript of the gene PRR11, whose product is annotated as proline rich 11. The transcript has 10 exons. The record is from RefSeq and is a predicted model, not a curated record. Lineage: Eukaryota; Metazoa; Chordata; Mammalia; Carnivora; Canidae. Bases 983 to 2083 code for a protein of 366 amino acids. Gene Ontology annotation, cellular component: nucleus; cytoplasm.